AUGUAUGGGGUAAGAACAGAAACUUUACGAGCGGAAAGCUCCAGUAAAUAUUUGGUAGAAAAAUUAAAAGGGUUAAAAAAAUCAGAAAUAAGAAAAGAAAUUAUAAAUAACAUCCAAUAUUAUAUAGGAAUAUUAUCAAAUAUGAAUUUAAAAGAUAUCCAAAAUGAAAAUUACAAACUAAUAUAUAUAAUUUUAGAAUCCAUAUCAGAAAAUGAACUAACUGUUGAAGUUAUGAUUUUAGAUAAAAUUUUUAAUUCUCUAAAUUUGAAAAUUAUAUUAGAAAAAAAUAAUAAUAUAAAAUUGAAAAAUAUAAAUAAUAUAUUAUAUUUGAUUAAUAAAUAUGACCAUGUUCAUAUAAAUCCAACCAAUUUAUUCAAUUGUAUGUUUGAAUCCGUAAUUAUAUUAAUAGAAACUUUUUAUAAUAACAAAAUUAAUGUUAAUUAUAAGAAAACAAAUUAUACAUUGGCCAAGGAACCAAAUCGGGAACACAUCGAAACGGGUGAAGAUGAUGCAGAAUAUGAAGAAGAUGAUGAAGAAUAUGAAGAAGAUGAAGAAGACGAUACAGAAGAUGAUACAGAAGAUGAUACAGAAGAUGAAGACGAUGAAGACGAUGAAGACGAUGCAGAAGAUUAUGAAAACGAUGCAGAGUGUGACGAUGAGCAGUUGGUGGGGAAAAAGCGAAAAGAACGAAACAUGAGUUACAAAAAUGCAGCGUCGAUAAAAUUUUCAAAAGAAGCAUCAUUUUGUAAAAAAAGAAAAAUUGAAAAUGAAAAAGGAUAUGAAAGAAAUCAGAACAUACCAUAUAAUUUAUAUAAUGUUAAAAAAAUAUAUGAAUAUAUUAUUUAUGUUAAUAAUAUUUUUAGUUUAUAUUUAAAAAGCACAAAAUUAAUAACAAACGAUAUAAAAAUAUACGCAUUUUAUAAUAAUUUAUUUGGAUUGUAUAGUUGUAUAUAUGAUUAUAUAGAAGAAUUGUCUAUUAUGAAAAAAAAAUAUAAUAAUAAAAAAAUGUGUAAUAUUGUUAUUAACAAUUUAUAUAUAUUAAAAGAUAAUAUUAAAAAAAUGAUUAUUAUAAAUUUUGAAAAUAUAAAUUAUAAUUAUUUUAAAAAUCAAUACACAGAAUAUUUAAAUAAAAAAUAUAAACUAAAUAUAAAUUAUAAAUAUUUUAAUUUUGGAGAAAGUGAAAAAAUAUUUGAAAUUAUUUAUUUAAUAAUAAAUAAAAUAUCAAAUAAUAAACCUUGUUUUUUAUAUGAUGGUCAGAAUAAAAAAAUUAAUUGUUCUAUAAAUUUAAAUAAAAAUAAAAAAGAAAAAAUACAAUAUUUUUUUGAAAAUGAUUAUGAUUUAAAUCAAAAACAUAAAUUUCUUAAUAUUCAUAAAAUUAAAGGAUGUAUAAAAAUUUUAAUUUAUAUAAUCAAAAUUUUGAUUGCAAAGUCAGAAAAUUUCCACUCUUUAUAUAUUCAAAAUUUUUUUUUAUUAUUUAUUUUAAUUCCACAUUUUCAACAAAAUAUAUAUACUAAUAAAAUUGUUAAGAAUGAAUAUUUUAAAUUAUUUAACACUGACAAGAUAAAUCUAAAUGAUCAGAAAGAUAAUAACCCAUCUCCUACAAAAUUGGAAAAUUGUAAAAAUGGUGAUAAUUGUAAAAAUUGCAAAAAUUGUAAAAAUGGUGAAAAAUGCAAAAAUUGUAAAAAUUGUAAAAAUGGUGAAAAUUGCAAAAAGUUGGAAGAUCAACAAGCAGAUGAUACUACAUUGCGAAGAAAAGAGAAUAGAAUAAUUUUGAGCAAAAAGGAAGAUGAAUAUUUUGAAAAUAUAAAAAUAAAAAUACCUAAAGCUUAUUACGAUUUUGAUAAUACAAUUUAUUAUAUUUCUGAUAAGGAAGUAUAUAGUAAUAUUAUAAUUAUUAUAGAAUAUUCUAAACUAAUAUUUAAAUUUUUAUAUUACCUAAACAAAAAAGUAGACAUAAAAAAAGACACAUAUUUAUCAUAUAAUUUGUUAUAUUUUGUAAAAUAUAUUUUUGAGUCUGCAUUAAAUAGUUUAAUGGAUGCAAAUAAAAGUAACAACAUUGGAUCUCUUCGAGAAAUUGACCCUACAAAUAAAACCGAUCACGACCCUACAAGUAAAACCGAUCACGACCCUACAAAUAAAACCGAUCACGACUCUACACAUUUUAAUAAAAAAUAUGGUAAAAUAUAUAUAAAGGGAAAACCACAUGUAAUAUUUUACAAUAACAAUUUAAAGGAAAUAUUUUCUACAUGUACAUCCUUGACAAAUAAAUAUUACAAAAGUGACGAAAAAAAAAAUGACAAAAAUAAUACUAAUAACAUUGUAGCUAAAAUUUUUACACUAAAAUUAAAUGAAAAAAAAAAAAUACAAAUAAAAAAUAUAGCACAUAUAAAUUAUUUAAUAUAUUUAUGUCAAACUAAUUUAUUCAAUAUAAUAUAUAUUAAUAUAAAAACACACAAAGUUGUAUUUUUUACUUUGUUUUCAUUUAUUAAACAAGUUAAUACAUGUAAUAAAUAUUCAAAUAUAAAUAAAAAUAAUAUAAUAAGCGGAUUAAUAACUAUUAACAAACACCAAAAUGCUCAAAAUUUUCAAAAUUCUCAAAAUGCUCAAAAUUCUCAAAAUAUAGUUUACUGCUUUAAUGAUUAUAUUAUUAAAAAUAUUUUAAAUAUAUAUAUUAACGUUUUUAAGUUUGAAGACUUUUUUAAAUUUGUUUAUAUUUAUUCGGGUGGACACUAUAAUAGUAAAAAAAAUAAAUAUAGAAUAAUAAACUUUUUUCUAAAUCCUAUAUUUAUAAAUGUAAUAAAAAAUAAUAUGAAUAAAUUAAUAGAUCAAUCAGUUGAUUUAUUUCAGUAUUUUAUUAAGAUAUAUGAAUCUUAUAUAAAUGAAUUUAAUAUAUUAUUGGAAAGAAUUAUUUCUUUGAUAAAAAGUAAUAACAUAACUUCCAAUAAUACUAUUUUUCAAGUACACACACACACACACACACACACACAAAAUAUGAAAAGUUUAGAAGAAAAUGAGAAUGGAUCUAUAAAAAAACAUGAAUGGACAUAUCAAUCAAUGUUUAUUAAUAUUGAAACAUUAGAAUAUAUUAUUUGUUGUUAUAUGAAAUCAAUAAAUAAAGGAAAUAUAAGUGAUAUUUUUUUAAAUUUUAUUGAAAAAAUUUUAGCUUUAUAUUUAAAAAAAAAAAAUAAUAUAGUUAUUUUUUAUGAACAAGUCAGGGGAAAUUUAAUUGACAAGCGAAUAUAUAAUUAUGAAUAUAGUAUAUAUAUAUAUAUUUUUUUUUUAUAUAAUAUAUCAAGAUUAACAACAUUUUCUUUGUUAAAUAACAAAUCAAAAGAUAGUAAAAAAAUGCAAGAAAAUCAAAAUGUGAAAAAUAAAUUAUGCGCAAUUAUAUCUUUAUUACAAAAUUGUUUUACUAACAUUGAAGCUAUAUAUAACCAUUCUGUGAAUGAAGGAAAUAUUCGAAAUUUUUUUGAUAUAUUACACCUUAUUCUCGAAACCUUAUUUUUUUACAUCCAUUUUGCUGAGUUUGGAUUGUUGGAUAAGAAAAGGCUCCUGGACAAUCUCGUGAUAGUCACAAACAUUUUAAAAAAAAAUGCGUUGGAAAAUUAUAAAUACAUAAUGAAGAAAAGAAUAUGCAAUGUUAUUUGUUACUUUUUUAUUUAUAACUAUCCUUAUUUAUGUAAAAUAUUUCAAGGGGACAAAGAUUUUGAAGAGCUAUACAUGAAUUUUAUUCGAAUAUUAUAUAUUGACAUAAAUAUAAUAAAAACACAUUAUAAUUAUAAAAUUUUUAUAUAUUUUAUUAACAACAUUCAAGAAAAUAGGAAAUUAUAUGAAUUAUUUUCUGAACUAUUUAUUCUACAUUCUAUUUUAAUUAUAAAAAAUUGUAACUCUAAUUUUAAUUUGAAUAGUAUUGUGGAUAAAGAAAAUGAUAAUAACAAUAUUAAUGAAGCAAAUUAUAUUUUUUAUGCAAAAAUGUUAAUAAAAAAAAAUGAACAAUUUAUUUAUCAAAAUGAUUGGUAUGAACAAUUUAAUUUGAAAAAAAAAAUAAUGUUAGCUAUAAAUAAAAAGUUAGACGAAACAGAAAAUAGUAGUAAUAAUAAUAAUAAUGAAAAUGAAAAUGAGAAUUAUAAAGAAUAUAAUAAUUAUACAAAUUUUAAAAACAACAUGAUGAAAAUAUUCUAUAAUAAUAUGAAAAAUGAUAUUAAAACGGAAAUAAAAAUAUUUUCUGAUCAAUUAAUAAGAAAAAGUAUAAAUAAAUCUAUAGAUCAAAAAAGCUUAAUUUUUUUAACUGGCAUAUUUACCGCUUUUAAUGAUAUAAAAGGAAUGGAAAGAAAUAUAUAUACACUAUUAUCAACAAUAUUAGAAAAUUAUAAUUAUUAUAAUAUUUAUUAUGAACAAAUCUUAAUAAAUAUAUUAAAUUGUUAUAUAAAACAUUUACACAAAAUAAACUUGCAAGAACAAAAUCAAUUAUCAAAUUCGAUUUUUAUAAAAUUAUCUUUUUAUGUAUUUAUAAUUGAAAAACAGCGUAUUAUAGCGAAUAAAAAAAAUAGUUUCAGAAAUAAUAAUUUACUAGCUAUGAAGCUAUUUUUUCACAUAUUUUUUAUAAAUAUAGCAAAAAAUAAUAAAAUACGCUUAAGCGAUGAUAAAGAAACAGAUAUAAAUUUAGAAGAAAAAAAAAAUAAUACUGAUAAAACAUCCGAAAUAAAUGUGUCUUGUAAUUCCAUUGAUAUUUCAAAAAAUGAGGAAGAAAAUAAAACAGAUAAACACAAAAAUGUUGAUAAAAUACUUAUAAAAAAUGAAAACAUAAAAAUAUAUUUUAUUUUUUUUAUUAAUUAUUUUAUAUUAAUAUAUGAUAAAAUUAGUAAAGAAAACGAAGAGAAUGAUGUACCAAACAUUAAUGAUGAAGAUAUUGCACAUUUGACUAAUUUAAUGUUUGAAAUUAUUCCUAAAGAAAAAAUAGAAGAAAAUAAAAUAUGCAAUAAUAAUAAUCAAAAUUUUGAAAUAGAUGAACUAAUAACUAAAUUAAAAGAAUUUAUCAUAAAAUUGCUAAAUGAUAAUAGAAAGGAAAUGUUAAAAUUAAAUGGAUUUUUUUUAGAACUUAUCGAAUUUAUAUUUUUAUCAUUUAUUAUAGAUCAUGGUGUAUUGAAAUAUAAUACUAAUGAAAAUGUUCAUAAAAUUAUUAACAUGUUCAAAAGUUUUAACAUAAAAGAAAUUUUUUGCUCAGUUCAGGCAGAAUAUAAAACAUUUGUUUCUACAAUAUUUGUAUUUAAUUUGUUUAAUUUUGAAAAUACCAAAAUAAAGGAAAUAAUAGAUAUUGAAAAUGAAGAACAAAAUAAAAAAGAAUGUAUAAUUGUGUAUGAUUUUUUAUUUAAUUAUAAUAAAAUAUUAGUAGAAUGCCAAGAAAUAAAUUCAGUUUUAGUUUGCUUAAAAUUUAAUGACAUAAUUAAAAAUAUUUUUAAUCUUAUAAAUUUUACAAAUGAUGAUGUCAAAAAUAUAUUAGAAUAUAUUUAUCAGAAAAUUAAUGAUCUUUAUAUAAAAGAAAAAGAAAUUAAAAAAAUUUUAUAUUUUUCAAAUAUACAUAUAAUAGCAUUAAUAUUUAUUUAUACAAAUAACCCACAGUUUGUAUCACAUGUUAUAUCUCUUGAAAAAAAAUUAGACAGUCUUAUAUCUUUUACAAAUAUAUAUUUUUCUUUCUUAAAAUAUAUAAAUCAUAUACUUGAUUCUAAACAAAUUUUUCAUAACCCUCAUAUAUUUUUUCUAUUAUCUCAUCUUAUUUAUAAAUUGUCACAACUUUUUGUUUUUUUUUUCAUUAAAAUGAAAGUAUCCUCAAAGAAUAACAGAUAUUCUUCCCUAUUUGUAUUCGUAACUAAUUAUUGUAGCCUCAUCAUUAGAGCCCUGGGCUUGUUAAAAAAGCAGAUAUCCCAAAUCAAUGAUAAAGAAAAUGAUAAACUGGAAAACGUUUUUAUGACGCAUUUUUAUAUUAUAAACAAUUCCAACAUGUUCGAAAAAAACAAGUUUUAUUUGUAUUUAAUUAGUCACCAACUUUUUACAAUAUUAUAUGAAUUUUUUAAUAUACAAAUUAACGAGAAAAUGAAAAAUUCUCAUAAGACAAUUAUUGAAAUAGUAAAGAAAAGUGGAUAUGGUAUAAACUUUUUUUGCUCAUAUAUCGAUUCAGUCUUAUAUCUUGACAGCAGGGUAAACAAAUUGCUACUUCGCAAUGCUAAUAGUUUUGUUCAAUUGUUGAAAAAAAAUAAAGAAAUAAUAAAUUUGUCAAAAAUUGUAUAUCCAAUAUUAAUUAAAAUUAUAGACAUUUAUGAUAUACUUGUUAAAAAAAAUACAAUGGAUGAAGAUAAAUAUGAAGAAAAAAAAGCUCUUAAAAAUAUAUUUCAAAUUAUUUUCUCAUUGCUUGAUGAAAGCUCGACUCAGUUAUGUUAUUCAUGCUUGAAUGAAAAUAAAAGAAAUAUUUUUAAUUUUCUUUCUAAUUAA
Molecule: messenger RNA, 6486 nt
Organism: Plasmodium yoelii
Lineage: Eukaryota; Apicomplexa; Aconoidasida; Haemosporida; Plasmodiidae
Product: conserved Plasmodium protein, unknown function
Exons: 7
Coding region: 1-6486 (2161 amino acids)
Source: RefSeq, a predicted model, not a curated record